CCAAGCAGCCCAAAGCAUCAUCAAUUUCCUCGAUUGGGCGUUAGCGGUGGCAUGAAGCUCAUUUUUAGGUCAUUAAUUGAGCUAGGUCACAACUAGGCCCUGGCAGUAGUUCAAGCUUCAACGCUCAACAAACCAAACCCUUUUUUUUAUGUAACUCAGACCAGACAAAGAACAGGUCAUUGUUUCUUCCCUUUACCUACUUGGGAUACACCUAGAUCAAGCGUCAUACUCAGAGCCUCAGCUCCAUUCGGAUUCCUGCUCAUACAUGCUCAGUCGAGCCAAAGUGUGAAACCACGCCUGACUCUUCGUACAUUAUUCCAUGACCUCGCUUUCUUCCAUGACCUCGCUAUAAACUUCCCGUCUCCACUGCAAUCUCUUGAAUUGCCUCGUUAUCCGAAUUUCAAGAUACAAACGGUCCACGGAUUUGUUUCCAAUCUGCAGAACUUCCCUUGCAAGCAGAUUGAAAUAUAUACCUCAUCCCUCACCUCACGGUCUCAAAUACUCUUAUCAUUUGCUUUUCGCCAGGCGGGAUAUACCAGCAUCCACACCUCACAGCUGGAUCUCAUCGACCUCGUCCUCGUUUGUCCCAAAAACAAACCGACGCAAGCAUGUCUGUGGAUGGCUUUCCGAGCAUUAUGAUUCCACUCGAACAACAACGGCGUGCGAACCCCUCAGUCCAGUCUAUUUGGCCGAGGAAACAGGCAUCAAGUCCUGAAACUAAGCUCUUGAAUUUCCAGACUGCAGAACUACACAUCUUAUUGGAAGCUAUUUGCGCACUUAACCCAUCACUUCAGGUUUCGAGGACGGAUUACACUUCUCCCAUCAACUUCCAUUCACGUCGUCAUGACUUUCGUGUUGACAAUGCAUGUGGACCAUCUCCUAAUCAGAUGUACUUGAGGCGAUAUAAUUCAGUAACACAACAUCGGGAGCUUUGCUCUUCAGAUCCACAUACACUAUCCAUGACGAGAGCUCGACUGCCUGGAAGUGGCUUUGGCCACUCCUGGGAGCCCUCGCCAACCGCAAUUCGUUGUGAUAAUCGACAGAUCAAAUCAAUUUCUUCGCUUCAGAGUCACACAUCACCACCGAGCGGCACCAAUCCAUCCAACUCACCCUCUCAGUCCUCUGCGGAUGCCAAUCUCUUCAACAACGAAACCUCAAGUGGACCCAAAGGACAUGUACCUCUCAAGCAACACUUAACUUAUUGGCCGAAGAAGAGUCGCAAAAAGAAAACCUGGCUAACCCAAAAGAAAACAAGCAAAACUUUAGACACCAUACCCGAGAAUCAAGAGUGGAAAAUGCAGGAACGAUACCCGCAGGACAUCAUGACCAGCGUUUUACCAGAAAACUCCGAGCCAAGAUCCGUUUUCGAAAAUGAUUCUGACAGCGAGGAUGAAAUCGAAGACUGACCUAAGGAUUCUUCCCAUUAUCCGUUCUGGCGCAAAACGGGUGCUUUAUAGAAAUUUUCCGCUUGCC
Molecule: messenger RNA, 1473 nt
Organism: Puccinia graminis f. sp. tritici CRL 75-36-700-3
Lineage: Eukaryota; Fungi; Basidiomycota; Pucciniomycetes; Pucciniales; Pucciniaceae
Exons: 3
Coding region: 609-1406 (265 amino acids)
Source: RefSeq, a predicted model, not a curated record